ACGUAACGUAACAGCCAAAAUACAAACUUGUGAUAAUCUUGUGCCGAUUCGUUUGUCUGCCCCCACAAUUAUCUCUAUCUCUCUAUCGAAGAAAAGCGUGCGUACGCGAUGACCAGCGUCUUUUUUCAAUAACUUUGAUUGAAAUCAGACGAAAAUGUCAAAUGGUUUGAAAUAUAAGAGUGAAAAUCAGUUACAGUUUAAAAUCAGAUCCUUGAAAUUAAUGUCCACUAAUUGAAGGAGUGAAAACAGCUAAAAAGGAUACAGUCUGGCUUUACGGUGUUCACAGGAAUUCUUAAAAAAAUACCCACAAAUCAAGAAACAAAUUCGAAGUAAAGAUGACGAAUGAAAAACCUGCUAUAGUUUCCAAGACUGGCAUUUCGAAUGGAACACUUAAACCGAAGAAGCCCAAAAGACGAGACAAAAGCGAUUUGGGACCAAAUUUCAUAGCUCCUGACGGUGGAUGGGGUUGGGUAGUGUGUAUUGCGGCUGGUUUAAGUAACUUUUCCGUACUUCCAGCCCUGCAACAGUACGGACUAAUUUACAGACAACGGAUGACGUCAUUCGGUUUCGAAGCCAAGGAGACCACGGCAAUUUUCAAUGUGGCAAUGGCACUGUCAUCCCUGGUGGGUCUGGUCAAUGGAGCCAUGUUUAGGAGAUUUACAUUCAGGCAGGUCGGCAUGGUGGGCAGUAUUCUCACAUUCAGCGGAAUUCUGUUUUCAGCUUUCUGUACGACAUUUGUUGAGUUUCUGAUAUUCUUUUCGUGUAUUUAUGGUCUGGGAAUGGGAUUGUCGAUGGGUGCAAGUUCACUGGCUGUAAACACGUAUUUCAAGAAAAAGCGCAGACGGGCCACUGGAUUCUCCUGGACCAUAACAGGCUUAGGUCCCAUCAUAUUUCCUCAAAUUUCACGACUUGCUUUGGGCUACUACGGUGGCCAGGGUUGUAUUUUCAUAUUUUCCGCAAUUGCCUUGAAUGCAUUUUUGAGUGCAUUGACAUUUCAGCCGGUUCUUUGGCACUCUCCUAAAUCUGAGAACGUGAAGGCAUUGAAUGAAGACAAAGUGCCAACCACCAAAUCUGAGGACAGUUGUGACGCCCCCCGAUGUAAACAUUGUCAGCAUCUCGAACAAAUUACUGAAAAGAGAAGUAUUUUCUCAUCACAAUAUCUAUUCAAUGAAGAUGAUCCCGAGACUCCAGGAUAUGAAAUUAUUGAACCCGCCACCCCCAUGAUGACCCGUGCCAACGAUGGUUGGUAUGGCUCAAAGCUAUCGCUGGCAGAACAAAGAUCCGUGAAAGACCUCAGAAAAGGUUCAAUCUAUGAGGGUGGGCGUAGGCCAAGUAAUCUGGCCAAACCCAAUUACUUUAAUCGUGAAAAGGAAGAUUUAAAUCGCUACGUAAGCAAUACGGCUAUCAAUGAUCCCCGCUGCACAUGCGCCGAGGAAAAGACUUUGCUGCAAAGCAAACGGAAAGAGGAGGAACUAGCCCAAUUGCAAUUGCAAGAAGAGGCCAACAACCGCAUGUCGCUCUGGCAAAAAGUAGUCGUGUUUUUCGAUUUUGAUUUGCUGAAAGAUUUGACCUUCCUCAACUUGGCCGUGGGCAUGACCAUAAUGAUGUUUGGCGAAAUAAAUUUCUCCAUAUUGACUCCGUUCAUUUUAAACAGUUUCGGUUAUAGCGAUACUCAGAUAUCCCUGGCGAUGUCCUUGUUGGCCGGUGUAGAUAUUUCUGUGCGUUUCCUGGCACCCUUUGCUUUGGAGAAAGUGAAACUGCCGAACCGAGUGUUAUUCGCAUUUGGCAUCAUAGCUAUAUCCAUAGGCCGACUGAUUGUAACUCUGACAGAUUCUUACAGCGUUGUCUUGGCGGUUUUUGUGUUGAUUGGAUUUGGCAAGGGAUUCCGUACAAUAUUCUCUCCCCUUAUCAUACCCAGCUAUGUUCCGCUGAAACGUUUGCCUGCCGCCUCGGGAUUGCAGUUGAUUUUCAGUUCAUUGGCGUAUUUUGUAUUGGGUCAAAUGUUGGGUAUUAUAACGGAUCGCUUUGGAUAUUCUGCAACCAUUCAUAGCAUCAACUGUUUAACAUUGCUUUCAUUAUUGUUGUGGUUUUUGGAGUCUGUAGUCCGUAGGUGCCUGGGCAAGAGUAUACCGGAGGAUAGUAACUAAAAUGAGACUAUGAAUGUUAUAAAGAAAUAGUAUGGAAAAGGAACUGUUUUAUUUAGGCUCAGAAUAUUAUUAAACG
Messenger RNA from Musca domestica (house fly), 2223 nucleotides. RefSeq lists its product as uncharacterized. Gene Ontology annotation, molecular function: monocarboxylic acid transmembrane transporter activity. Bases 336 to 2147 code for a protein of 603 amino acids. Lineage: Eukaryota; Metazoa; Arthropoda; Insecta; Diptera; Muscidae. Gene Ontology annotation, biological process: monocarboxylic acid transport; transmembrane transport. The record is from RefSeq and is a predicted model, not a curated record. The transcript is spliced from 5 exons.